AUGUCAGAAAUGCAGGACAUCCGUUUAUCCACUGUAACUGCUACUGCCUAUCAUUCUACCGUAAGAAACUUGGACGAUUGGGACGCCUGCCAACUCAGCGAAUGGUUGCUUUCUUCUGAUAACACCGUAGUUUCGCAAGAACGCCCAGCUGCAGAAACGCCAUGUUCUAUCCAGAAUCCAAUUUGCCUUCUGCCUACUACACCAUCAAUCCGCUCUCCCUCGAUGUACAGAUCUUGUUUUCGUGAAGAGCCUAUCACUGUUCCCGUCCCUCGAGCAGACCUGAAGCGCCCACGCUCCGCAGUUUCUUCUUACACUGAUUCUCCAUUAACCGAAGACGAGUCGCGCCCUUUUUCGGCCCCGAAACGUCUGUACAACGAUGGCUGUGACUCCGGGCCAAGUUUGUUUGCCAGCAGGACCACUCUUUCUUUCGUUACGUCUGACUCAAUCACACUUGUCAAUGAGCAGGCACCAUCCGGCGAGUCGGAUCCUCCUAAAUCCACUCUAGAGGCUUUGGUUGCAUCAAAUUCGCCUAUGUUGUUUUUUACAGCAGACUACACUGCUGCAGCUGAUCGUAUCACAUCACCAUUAUGCGAUCUGAUCGCGGCUUCCACGGAGAAGAGUCGUACUCCUCUUCUGGAUAAUUAUGACACUGUGGAAUCGAAUUUUAAUUUAGACCUGGAGUCAACCUGUACCGACGUUGAAUCGGACAUACUGAAUCUGAAUUCCGCUGCAAAUUCAAUUUCCUCCUCGAAAUCUCUCGCGUCUGUGGAUCUUGGGGAAGCAAAUGUGAUGAAGGGUUCCGACUCGCACAACAACAGCCCCACAUCCAAUCUCAGCGCGUCUUCCGAGGCGCUUUCGAACGGUUGUGUGUCUAUCACCACCCACUUGUCUGCUUUUGUCGAGGCCAUACGUAGCUAUGCAGCAGAGUUGUGUCCUGUAGAUUGUGUCAUUUUGAUGGAACGAUGUCGCCCGUUCAAUUGUGAUACCUAUUUCAUGAAUACUUUCGCGAACAAUACCUCUGUCCCAUUCUGAGCAAUCUAAACGGUGGACCACCCUUAAAUGCCGAUUUUGGACGUGAUGCGUACACGUCUUUGUAUUCAUUACAUGGAUUCUAUUGGCGCAAACCAUUUCCAUCUACCACUUGGGUCCCCGACACACCUAUCAUCUACCGCAUUUUGAAACGCAUUGCGACGCUAGCAACAUGAGGAAAGGCAUUGCGAGUGACCAAAC
Molecule: messenger RNA, 1230 nt
Organism: Dicrocoelium dendriticum
Lineage: Eukaryota; Metazoa; Platyhelminthes; Trematoda; Plagiorchiida; Dicrocoeliidae
Source: the annotation of a GenBank genome assembly